UUUCAAUUUCAAAGCGUCGUUUUGUUAGAAAAAUGAUGCCCUCCGAGUCCGUGAUCCUCCGAUCCACCUCUUUCUGUCUUGCUUCCUCUUAUUAAAAGCGAAGCGUCCGGAUCACAAAGCCCCGUUUUCAGAAGCCUUUGCCAUAAGCACGGAGCCCUGCUACAUCAAGAAUAUACCCCAUUCCCUGCCUCCCUAAUUAAGGACGAUCUGUCUGACGUAGAGCCAUCAUACCAGAAUCAACACGGACUUUACAUAUAUACCAUGGAACGGGAUUUGGUUAUAGACAGUACAACAUCGGAGAAGUAUAUGCGAAUAGCAUCUAUCUCCAUAGCAUUUUACGAUUAUAUCCUCACACUCCCUGCAGAAUGGCGCCUUUACCAAAGCCAAUCGUCUAUUUUUCAUAUGAGUCUAUCCUGCGUCUUAUUCAUUCUCAUACGCUAUGUCAGUGUCGUGGCCGUAGUAGUCAGCAAUUACGGAUACUUCUCCACCAACUUUACCCAACAAGCGUGUCAACAAUAUCAUCUUGUUCCGCCUAUUUUCAAAGUCAUACAAAUGAUGAUAUCACAGGUCAUCCUAGGUGUCAGGACAUUCAAUGUUUCAAGGAGAGAUAGGGGUAUUGGAAUUUCGCUAUUGCUGAUAUACUUCUUGAUAGUUGUGGUCGAGUGGUUCACCGAUAUCUUUGGACGGGCCCCUGUGGUUAUUAAUGGAAACUGCACCUCAGCAGAUGCUGCCAAAACAUUGUCAACUUGGUUCUUCUACCUCGCCGCUAUGUUGUAUGACAUUGUGGUAGUGACUAUUUCUACCAAGAGCCUUCUACGUUAUAAUCCAUUGAGCAGCAGAGUAGAACGACUGAUACGGGUCCUGAUAUAUGACGGCAUUGGAUAUUUCGUCAUGUUAACUGCGUCGAACGUACUGAACCUCAUCCUUUAUCAUAAGACCGAUGUCUCGAUUCAGUCGGCAGGGGCAUCGAUGGGCUAUGCUGUGACGUGGAUCAUGAGCCAACGUAUCCUCAUCCAUGUACAAGAAAUGACAGAGUCAGACCCCCAACAUUCGGAAAGAGUGAUCAUCGCGCGUCCCACGCUCAGUGCACGGAAAAAAGUGUUGUCUGGUCUCCGCUCCCAGUUCGAAUCUAAGAGCCAGUCGAAAAAAACCUCCAAAGAUGCAGAGUUCGCGCCCACAUCGCCUCGCAAUGGGAAUACCAAUGACAUGGAGCUCGAUAUACGUGUACGCGUCGAGCGCUCGAUGGUCGUAGACCAUGCGCCUGCGGACGAAUCUGAUCAAUGGAGUUUGUGGGAGACGCCGGAGGGGAAAUGAUUCCAAGGCAUUGGUCAAUGGUGUGGAACAAGAAUUACGAUGAAGGAAUACCCGUCUACUACGUGAAGCUACCAAAGCUCAUGGACAAGAUUUGCUACUAUAGAAAUGUUGGUACUUUUUAAUCACAAGAGCCUCAUCGGGGCCGCCUCGCGCC
Messenger RNA from Suillus plorans, 1468 nucleotides. RefSeq lists its product as uncharacterized. The record is from RefSeq and is a predicted model, not a curated record. The transcript has 16 exons. Bases 262 to 1314 code for a protein of 350 amino acids. Lineage: Eukaryota; Fungi; Basidiomycota; Agaricomycetes; Boletales; Suillaceae.